AUGAGGUCGGCGCUGCAGGGGUGGACCUGGACCCUGCGCGGCCGAGGCGCGCAGAGCACCGGCUCGGCGUCCCGGCAGCCGGCGCUGCCGGAGGCGGAAUCGACGAACAGCCGGUUCAUGGCCCUGGAAGGCAUCCUCCGGGUCUCAAUCUCGCAAAAAGUUCUUCCUUUGCCAGAGAGGCUCAGACUCCUCUCGCCGGCGCCGCUGCUGUGGAGAUUGCAGGCCGGGGUCCAGGAACCAGGAUUAGAUAGGGGGAUGGAACGGAUGAACUGA
This is a messenger RNA of Miscanthus lutarioriparius, 273 nucleotides long. Lineage: Eukaryota; Viridiplantae; Streptophyta; Magnoliopsida; Poales; Poaceae. The record is from the annotation of a GenBank genome assembly.